AUGAAAGGCGACGCAGCAUCCUGCCUCCCCAACCAAAGCUUGGCCCUUUUACAAUUCAAGCAAAGUCUAUCCCAAGGGUCGCUGCCAUUGUUAAGCACGUGGAAGAAUGAAUCAGAUUGUUGCAAGUGGGAGGGAAUCUCAUGCGACCAUACCACCGGCUUUGUCACCGGCGUCGAAAUCUGGAAUCUCCGAGUGCAAGUCAGUGAUCCAAACUCUUCCUUAUUUCAACUUUCUCACCUCCAAAAUCUUGAUCUCAGCGGCAAUUUGGUCAUUGGUGCGAUCUUAUCGAGAUUGUCGGAACUCACUGACCUCACCGAUAUUCGGCUUUCAGACUGCAACUUAAGCGGUCCCAUUCCUGAAUCCUUCAAACAACUUUCAAGCCUAACCUAUCUAGACCUUAGCCGAAACGGAUUGAGUGGAGAAAUUCCCCUAGGUAUAGUAAAACUCCCCAACCUGCAGACACUGCGCCUUGGUAACAACAAGUUAAAUGGUUCCUUUCCUGAAUUUGGUAAUGAGUUUUCUCCAUUAGUUGAUGUCGAUCUUUCAUAUAACAUGUUGGAUGGGGAGAUUCCUCCUUCCAUAAUUAGAAAGGUGCCUCACCUUGAAGUGUUAGCCAUUCAAUGGAAUGGAUUUAAUGGUACCAUCGACUUCUCCUUAUUCCAAAAUAUGGGGAAUCUUUCAAUUUUGGACCUUUCUUGGAACAAUUUGACAGUUGAGUUUCCCAAAACUGUUUAUGUCAACCAUUUGGUUCCAAUUUUUCCGCAUCUAGAAAUAUUAUACUUGAUGUCUUGCAACAUCAAAGGGAAGGUGCCAACAUGGGUGUGGAGACUACCAGAACUUCAGUAUUUGGAUCUGUCACAUAACAAGCUCGAUGGUUUUGAGGAAGCGGUCAAUAUUAAUGGCUCAAGGACCUUCGAUCUUCCAUCGAUAUUCAACACAAGCUUGUCGUUGUAUAUGUCGAACAAUAACAUCAAGGGAACGAUCCCGUCCUCACUCUUCUGCAAUUUGUCCACAUUAUGGCGUCUACACCUAUCCGAAAAUAACCUGACAGGUGCCAUACCAGAUUGUUUAACCAACUUGACCGGGUUAAAUGAGUUAGACCUCAGCAAGAACCAACUACAGGGUCAGAUUCCCAGAAAACUCAUUUGUGGUUCCCAGUUUUUAAUAUCCAUUGACUUGAGCGACAACCAAUUCACAGGUGAAAUGACAAGAUUGCUCUAUAAUUGUAGCAAUAAUUACUUGGUGGUACUUGACCUGUCAAACAACAGACUCACAGGUAGUUUGCCAGACAAUUGGCCCACAGCUUUUGAUGAACUUGUGGUGUUGGACUUGAGCAGCAACCAACUACAAGGCCCAAUUCCAGAAGAGUUUAGCAAUUCCUCCACACCAGCUUUACAAGUGUUCAACCUCAAUGACAAUAAAUUGGUUGGCAGGAUACCCAGGAAUCUUUCUACGUGCAGCGAAUUGACGGUUAUAAAUUUGAGCAACAAUGAGCUGAGUGAUGUUUUCCCCUUUUGGCUUGGGCAUUUGGACAAGUUGAGUGUGUUGGUGUUAAGUUCCAAUAAAUUGCAUGGCUCCAUUAGCUCUCUCUUCUCCAUGCAUCUAUUUUCUUCAUUGUUAAUCCUUGACAUUGCUGGGAACCAAUUGAAGGGACAUAUUCCCUCUGCCCUUUUUCAAAAUUUUAGUUCCAUGAAGAGGAAGCAAACAAAUGUUAGCUUUGAGGACCCAUCAGCUCUACCAUACACCACAAAUUGGGAAAGAUUGUUAUUAACCAUCAAAGGACAGAGCCAAAAAUGGAGGCUGAUUACCAUUUUGACAUGCAUUGAUUUGUCCAACAAUCUAUUCACUGGAACAAUUCCUGAAGAUAUAGGUGCACUAGACAUGCUCUAUUCGUUGAACUUGUCACGGAACAACCUGAACGGUCCCAUCCCGACGUCAUUCGGACAAUUGCAAAGCAUAGAGUCGCUGGACCUUUCUCAUAACAAGUUAUCAGGAAGUAUACCUAAGGAGCUUGCACACGAUACAUUUCUCUCUACCUUGGACUUGUCAUAUAACAAUCUUCAAGGGAGAAUCCCUCAAGACAACCAGUUUGACACAUUCAAUGCUACUUCAUUUGAAGGCAAUCCAGGACUUUGUGGACCACCACUGCCAAUCUCAUGCCCAAGUGCCAACAGUGAGCCUCAAGGCUCCAUUAAUCAUGUCAAUGAAAUGGCCCGAGAGCCACACUGGGAGUAUUUAGCAGCAGGGAUUGGCUACGCUGUGGGUUUCUUGACAACCAUACUGCCCAUCUUGUUUAUUCGAAAAGUGGGGACUUGGUUUUGUGUUCAUGUGGACAGGGCAUUUGAGACCUGCAUUAAUAUUCCUCCUUUAUCAUGGAGUUUCUGCAAAGCAUAA
This is a messenger RNA of Nymphaea colorata (pocket water lily), 2394 nucleotides long. RefSeq names its product receptor-like protein 19. Gene Ontology annotation, molecular function: protein binding. The record is from RefSeq and is a predicted model, not a curated record. The transcript has a single exon. Bases 1 to 2394 code for a protein of 797 amino acids. Lineage: Eukaryota; Viridiplantae; Streptophyta; Magnoliopsida; Nymphaeales; Nymphaeaceae.